This is a messenger RNA of Habropoda laboriosa, 489 nucleotides long. RefSeq names its product U6 snRNA-associated Sm-like protein LSm4. NCBI's taxonomy places the organism in Eukaryota, Metazoa, Arthropoda, Insecta, Hymenoptera, Apidae. Gene Ontology annotation, biological process: nuclear-transcribed mRNA catabolic process; spliceosomal snRNP assembly; mRNA splicing, via spliceosome. Gene Ontology annotation, molecular function: U6 snRNA binding. The record is from RefSeq and is a predicted model, not a curated record. Gene Ontology annotation, cellular component: U6 snRNP; spliceosomal tri-snRNP complex; P-body. The transcript has 5 exons. Bases 70 to 489 code for a protein of 139 amino acids.
CGAACGUUUGGAGCAGUUUGUUUUGAUGUCAAUCGUAUGGUAUUUAGAUACACAUCAUAAAGAUAAAAAAUGUUACCUCUAUCGUUAUUAAGAACAGCACAGAACCAUCCUAUGCUUGUAGAACUCAAAAACGGAGAAACAUAUAAUGGACACUUGGUUAGCUGUGAUAGUUGGAUGAAUAUAAAUCUCAGAGAGGUUAUAUGUACAUCUAGGGAUGGUGAUAAAUUUUGGAGAAUGCCGGAAUGUUAUAUUCGAGGUAGUACAAUUAAGUAUUUACGGAUUCCUGACGAGGUUAUAGAUAUGGUAAAAGAGGAUGUACAAAUGAAAUCCAGAGGACGUGGAGAAAUGAAAGGAAGAGGACAGAGUCAAAGAGGUCGUGGCAGUGGAAGAGGUACUUUUGGUCGUGGUGGACGUGGCCCUACAGCCCUUGGUCGUGGUGGGGGCAAUCAAGGGGGAAACAAAUCUCAAAAUAAAGCAAGAACCAAAUAA